Molecule: messenger RNA, 2806 nt
Organism: Vollenhovia emeryi
Lineage: Eukaryota; Metazoa; Arthropoda; Insecta; Hymenoptera; Formicidae
Gene: Skp2
Product: S-phase kinase-associated protein 2
Exons: 7
Coding region: 563-2116 (517 amino acids)
Molecular function (GO): protein binding
Source: RefSeq, a predicted model, not a curated record
GGUGUACGCUCGCUCGCGCGCGCGCGCUCUUUCUCUCUUUCUCUCUUUCUCUGCAAGUAAGGUUACGAGCGAGUUCGUGGCGUUUGUUCGGUCGGAGGAGACGGUUUCGAUAGCGCCCGAGGUAGCGCACGGCCGGGGCCCGCUUUGUCGUGCUUCCCCGCAGCGAACGCUCGACGUACCGCGGUCCUCUGGCCGAGAAGUCGCCGCCCUUCCGACUUCUCUCUCUCUCCCGUGUUUCCGUCCACGAUUCCAGUGCUUGUGGUAUCUUGGGAGGGUCUUCGGGUACUCCAGCUCCGCCCGUGAAUCCCUGGCGGGACGUGGACUUCGUUCGGGCGUGGGACCGAGCCUCGUACACCUGGCGCGCCGCUCGUGAGAUUUACGGAGUGUGCGGUUUUUUUACAAAUAAAUAACGGCAAAACCGUGUAUGUUCUCCGUAAACUUGCGGCGGAGAUUGCUCCGAAUAAUAUUCUUUCGCAUGAUUUAUUUGCCUGGUUUUGUAAGAGUUGAGGGACUGUCGUUAGAGUUUGGAGCAUAAGAGCUUGUGUAUCCUUACCUAUAUAUAAUGAGUAAAGACCAAUCCUCCUCGUCGUCACCCUGGUGGAACAGCAAACGAUUACGUUUGGACAACGGCUGUGAUAACAAUCUUAACGGUGACUCUCGGAAGGACACAAAGUGGUCGUACUCGGGAAACGCCAGUCUCAUAGAGCCUAAAAUCCUGGAAGAUAUGGGCGUCGGUAUGCUGGAAAAUGGAGUAGCAAAUUAUGAAAGUACAAAAAGACUACAAUCCGAAAAAUGUACAAUCCUAUCGAAGAAUCUAGAUGGUAAUAAUAGAUCGAUAAUAGACGAACCUGAUGUCUUUGGAUAUCAAGAGGAGGUUUAUACGAGUUCUAGCUUGGAAAUUGCAAACACAGACAGGAUUCAACAAGAUUCAUAUGAUAUGGACGAUUUAGCCGCACUUGGUACAGAGAAUGAAUCUGGCUAUUCCUCGAGAGUGGAAGCCGAUUAUUUUGGGGAUUUCAAGGAGAGUUUUAUCAAGGAAAAGUUGGAUACUUCCGCUGAGAAAAACGAGCAGACUAGUGUAGAUUUAAAUUUUUGUUUAUUUAGAAGAAAACGAAAAUCUUCCGUUGAGGGCGAGGAUAAGUUUAAUAAAUUGUCAGAUGAAAUAAUUUUGAUAAUAUUAAAGUGGUUACCUAAGAAAUGUUUGGUACGCUCUAUGCUGGUGUGCAAACGUUGGUGCCAAAUAGCUCGAGAUGAAGCAUUGUGGACUAGAUUAGACUUGGGUAGUAAGGUUUUGAACGAGGGCACAUUAGGGCACAUAUUGCCGCGAAAAGUACAAAUUCUAAGACUGGCACAAGCGGAAAUCGCAGAUCCUAUCUUUUGCGAAGGCAGUCAAGUUCUCGGAGAUUCUUAUGAAAGUAAAUUACAGUACUUGGAUUUGUCUAUGGCAGUUAUAUCACCGGUCGGUUUGGCUGCGUUAUUAUCCAAAUGUAAAUAUCUGAAAAAGUUGUCGCUGGAAAAGUGUAUAUUAAAUAAAGAUUGCUGUAGAGCGAUUAGUCAAAACACUCAAUUAGAAGUCUUAAAUCUAACAAUGUGCGAGAAUAUAGACAUUGGAUGUGUUGUGGAUUUAAUGAAACUUCAAUGCUUAACUGCUCUCAGUUUGGCAUGGUGUUCUCUGGACAAUGAAUGUAUGGCUUUACUUUGUAAAACACUGCCAACGUCCAUUACACGUUUGAACAUAGCGGGUUGUAGGAAAACGAUGACUGAUGAAAAUUUAACGGACUUGUCGAAAAGGUGUCCGGAUAUUAUAGAAUUGGACUUGAGUGAUUGCGCUAUGCUUACGAUGCAGACUAUGCAUAAUUUACUAAACUUUUCGAAGCUUGAGCACUUGUCGUUGAGCCGUUGUUACAGCAUUCCGCUACCAGCAUAUGGAAGAUUAGCUCAAAUGCCACGUUUAUUGUAUUUAGACGUUUUCGGUUUGAUGUCGGAAUCUGUGCUCAAAUCAUUACAAGCUUCCUGCCGCGAACCCGAAAUUAACAAGUACCUUUAUAGUUCGGUCGCAAGGCCAACAGUCGGUAUUCGAAGAACCAGUAUUUGGGGCCUUCGAGUUAGAGAUUGAAUUUACUAUAUAGACCAUAACGUCAUCGAUUUACGAGGAAUAGAUUUGACCAAAGGGUAAUAUCUAUAUUGCAUCUUUCUAUACAGACUGAAUAUUGUACUGAUAAAAAAAAAGAAAUUUAAUUUCAAAGAAAGAGAUAACGUAGACGUUUGAGUCAAACAUGCGUUCUUUUGAAUUUGUUGAAUUGUUGCUCAGGUGUAUAGAAUUCUAUAUAUAUAUAUAUAUAUACAGAGUGUUUCAAACAUCAAUGGUAGACUUCUAAAAUCAUUUUGAGAUGAAAACUCCAAUUCCAAAAUGUUCCUAGGAAUCUGCUUGAAUCUAAAACGUCCUAUAUACAUAUUUCUAAUACAAAAAAUUUGCUGAUAAAUAUCUAAAUAACUAUUAACAUGUCAAGCUAUGUAUUUCGGCUGUGCGAGUUCGGUUUACUUACAAUUUUUCAUCGUGGUACAUAUAUUUAUAUAUUGAAUUUUGCCAAGUCUUAUGUUGCUGUAAUUUUUACUGCUAAAGAUCUCAGAAAACGAAGUAAUGGCCAGAUAUACUGCCGUGUAGUAUUUACAUCGAAGAGAAUCAUAAAACGUGAAAGCUCAAAUUUACAAUGCGUUUGUGAUAAAACUCAAUGCUUAAUAUUUGUCUAAUAAUCGUAUAAGCCAAUUAUUUUGUUGUGCAUACAAUAAAAUUUCUUGAACUAAU